This is a messenger RNA of Rhodofomes roseus, 1174 nucleotides long. RefSeq names its product small GTPase superfamily. The transcript is spliced from 5 exons. Gene Ontology annotation, biological process: small GTPase-mediated signal transduction. Gene Ontology annotation, molecular function: GDP binding; GTPase activity; GTP binding. The record is from RefSeq and is a predicted model, not a curated record. Gene Ontology annotation, cellular component: plasma membrane. Lineage: Eukaryota; Fungi; Basidiomycota; Agaricomycetes; Polyporales; Fomitopsidaceae. Bases 196 to 768 code for a protein of 190 amino acids.
GAGGAGGGAGUUAAAAGGCUAAACGAUGUGCGCGGUGGCUGAAUCCGUCGCGACGCAGAGUAGCGGACGGAGAAACGGUGCGGAUCAUCGGUGGCUCAGGCUGGCUCAGCUCGUCUUUGGCGCCUCUCCUCUCCCUUUUAGUCCUCUACUACGCCUCCCUUUAAUCCCCUUCCGUCCCCACCUCUCCGCUUCAACAUGCCUGGUGAUAUUCUCAAGAAGAGGAAAAUCGCCGUCCUGGGUUCCCGUUCAGUCGGGAAGUCGUCGCUCAUUAUUCAAUUCAUCGACAACCAAUUCGUCGAGUCCUACUACCCUACCAUUGAAAGCACGUUCUCAAAGAGCAUAAACUACAAGGGUGUCGAGUACGACUGUGACAUCAUCGACACCGCUGGCCAGGACGAGUUCACCAUUCUCAAUCAGAAACACGCUAUAGGCAUCCAUGGCUUCGUCCUCGUGUACUCCGUCACCUCGCGCAAGUCCUUCGAGAUGGUGCGCAUCAUCUACGACAAGAUCAUCGAGUUCAGCGGCCAGAACACCAUCCCAUGCAUCAUGGUGGGCGCGAAGAUGGACCUCCAACAGAGACAGGUAGCACCCCAGGAGGGCGAAGAGCUCGCACAAAGCCACCAUGCGGCGUGGAUCGAAACAAGUGCAAAGACGAAUAAGAACGUCGCCGAAGUAUUCCAGCUCGUCCUCGGAGAGAUCGAGAAAACAACACCGACCAGCAAACCAGUGGUGCCGCCCGCAGGAGCCGUCAAAUGCAUUAUUAUGUGAUGCGCCCCUAGACUUUCUGUUGUUCUCCCCACUGGCAUCUUGCAUUGGCUCAUAGAACAUUCGCAAUCCCCUGUCCUUGCGCACCCCUCAUCCCCUGCAUCGUCUCCACUUGUCCUGCUGCCCUCGUUGUUGCGUCCCCUCAUCGACUCUCCCCCGCAGCGACGUCAGUCCCUCUCCCACUAAACCCGCUCGACGCACGCUGCCCGCCUCUUUCCCUCCUGGGUCUCUUGUAUAUUGGACUGUCGGAUUCUGCCUUCUGUCACAGCCGUGUGCCUAUGCCCUUAGCCUUACAGUUCCUAUGUAAAAGCCCUGUAUGAUUGUUGUUGUCGCGCACCUCCCCUCGUGGGGCCCCUAUUAUGUACACCCUCUCGCCGAGAUCCUAAUAAGCAUAUACUGCUCUCCCCGA